Hansenula anomala is the source of this 1863-nucleotide messenger RNA. RefSeq names its product mannosyl-oligosaccharide 1,2-alpha-mannosidase (gene MNS1). Gene Ontology annotation, biological process: N-glycan processing; carbohydrate metabolic process. The record is from RefSeq and is a predicted model, not a curated record. The transcript has a single exon. Gene Ontology annotation, molecular function: calcium ion binding; mannosyl-oligosaccharide 1,2-alpha-mannosidase activity. Lineage: Eukaryota; Fungi; Ascomycota; Saccharomycetes; Phaffomycetales; Wickerhamomycetaceae. Gene Ontology annotation, cellular component: membrane; endoplasmic reticulum. The coding region runs from base 1 to 1863 and encodes 620 amino acids.
AUGUUUUUCAAAGCUUUUAUCCUUGGUAUAGCAUUCUAUUGUUGUUACUAUAUUGGUUGGUAUUUGAAAACUCAGGUAUAUAACGAUUCUUUAGAUUUUGAAUUAAGUUGGAGUGAAAAACAAGAUUUAGUUAAAGAAGCUUUUAGAGAUUCUUGGAAACAUUAUGAACAAGACGCUUGGGGUAAAGAUGUUUAUAAACCAUUAUCCAAGACUGGUAAAAACAUGGGUCAAUACCCAUUAGGUUGGAUCAUUGUGGAUUCUUUAGAUACAAUGUUAAUUAUGGGAUUAGAUGAAGAAUUCAAGACUGCCGAAGCUUGGGUAGCUAAUGAAUUAAGUUAUGAUUUUGAUUAUGAAGUCAAUGUUUUUGAAACAACUAUUCGAAUGCUUGGUGGGUUGCUAUCUGCCCAUUAUCUUUCAGGUAAUGAUAUGUUUUUAGAUAAAGCUGUUGAUUUAGGUAAUAGAAUCCUUGGAGCUUUUGAUUCACCUUCAGGUAUACCUUAUGCAAGUGUUAAUUUGAAGACUGGUAAAGGUGUUAAAAAUCAUGUUGAUAAUGGUGCUUCAUCAACUGCAGAAGUGUCUACAUUACAAUUAGAAUUUAAAUAUUUAUCAAAAUUGACAGGUGAAUCAUUAUAUUGGGAAAAAGUGGAGAAUAUUAUGAAGAUAUUGGAUAAAAAUCAUCCAAAAGAUGGAUUAGUACCAAUUUAUGUUCAUCCAGAAACUGGUAAAUAUCAAGGUAAUUUAAUAAGAUUAGGUUCAAGAGGUGAUUCUUAUUAUGAAUAUUUAUUAAAACAAUAUUUACAAACUGAAAAUCAAGAACCAAUCUAUAAUAUGAUGUAUCAAGAAUCAAACCGUGGUAUAAAGCAACAUUUAUUACGUAAAUCCAAACCAAAUGGAUUAACAUUUAUUGGUGAAUUGGAAAGAGGUAUUGGAGGUCCAUUAUCAAAUAAAAUGGAUCAUUUAGUUUGUUUUAUUGGUGGUUCAUUUGCCCUUGGUGCAACAAAUGGUGAAGAUUUAUUAACUGCUCGUAAGUCAGGUUCUUGGGAUCAUUUAAAAGAAGAAGAUAUGAUGAUUGCCAAAGAAAUUACUCAUUCUUGUUGGAAAACUUAUGAAGGUACUGCAACUGGAUUAUCACCAGAAAUUGUUGUUUUCAAUACAAAUGAAGAUGCUAAAGAGGAUUUCUAUAUUAAACCAUUGGAUAGACAUAAUUUACAAAGACCUGAAACAGUGGAAAGUUUAUUCAUUUUAUAUAGGAUCACCAAAGAUCCAAUUUAUAGAGAAUGGGGUUGGAAAAUUUUUGAAAGUUUUGUUAAACAUACAAAGACACCCGAUGGUUCUUAUACUUCAUUAGAUGAUGUCACCACAAUCCCAUCAAAACAAAGAGAUAAUAUGGAAUCAUUCUGGCUAGCUGAAACUUUGAAAUAUUUAUAUUUAUUAUUUGAUGAUAGUGAAGAUGAAAAAUUACCUUUGAAUAAAGUUGUUUUCAAUACAGAAGCUCAUCCAUUCCCAAGAUUUGAUCCAAAUCCAUUAUUUAAAACUGGAUGGUCCAGAGAACAGGUUUCUGAACAAAAUGAUAAAAUCGUUAAUCAAGACAAAAUUGAUGAAUCAGUUGGUGAAAAGAUUAAACAAGAUCUUGAACAACAAAAACUUGCUAAACAAGAACAAGAACAAGUUGCUGCGCCAAAAUUAGAAAAUGCACCAGCUGCCGCAGAACCUGCCAAACCUGCAAUUGAACAAUUAAAAGAUAUUGAAAAAUCUGAUGAGCAACAAGCUGCUGAAGUGGGGGAAUCUGAUAUCAAGGAAAGAUUGGCAAAAGGUGAAAAUGUUAAUCAAAUCAUUGAAGAAUUGAUUGAAAAAGAGGCUUGA